Molecule: messenger RNA, 1713 nt
Organism: Zymoseptoria tritici IPO323
Lineage: Eukaryota; Fungi; Ascomycota; Dothideomycetes; Mycosphaerellales; Mycosphaerellaceae
Exons: 2
Coding region: 1-1713 (570 amino acids)
Cellular component (GO): intracellular anatomical structure
Molecular function (GO): protein binding
Source: RefSeq, a predicted model, not a curated record
AUGGCGUCUACCUCGGAACAAACCCACCCUGAAGACCAGGAAGAACCGCCCUAUCCAUUCAAUCUGGGCUCAUACACCCCUUCUCUCCUCCUCCCCACUGCCUCACCUAGCGCGGCUCAAGAAUCCUUUACUCAGGCCCUCCUCUGGUCCUACGCUUUCAAUCACGCCGAAGCUCAGUCUUGCUUUCAGACCGCACUCUCCCAUGAUCCCGACUGCGCACUUGCAUAUUGGGGCUUAGCGGUGAGUGGCGGGCCGAAUUACAAUCUUCCUUGGGAGAGUCUGGGCAGUGAGGAUGAAAGGAGGGCGGAGGUGGAGAAGUGUAGAGAAUGGGUAAGGAAGGCGGCGGAGGUGUUGAAGCGGAAGGAGGGUGGUGGAGAUGGUGUGGUGAGGCGAUUGCUAGAAGCUGUGGGAAGACGGUAUGGCGAAGACUUCAACUAUGCCGCCUGGAAUGAAGCGUACGCUGCGGCAAUGGGUGACAUCUUCAAAGACUUUGGCCACGAUCCGGAUAUUGCGACGUUGUAUGUCGAUGCGUUGAUGAAUCUUCACCCCUGGUCGUUGUGGGAUAUCUCGACGGGAAAGCCGGUGGAGGGUGCAAGGACGUUGGAGAUCAAGGACUUGCUUGAGAAGUCACUCGCCUCAGAAGAGGGUCAAAACCACCCAGGUCUGCUGCAUUUAUAUGUUCAUCUCAUGGAGAUGUCACCAAAGCCAGAGGAAGCUCUGCCCAUUGCCAACCGCCUCCGGAAACUCGUUCCGGACGCUGGACAUCUAUUACAUAUGCCCACACAUCUCGACGUCCUCUGCGGCGACUGGGACAGAGCAAUGGAAGGAAAUCGCCUCGCCAUCCGCGCCGACGAGAAGUACCUUGCGCAUCGCGGCGGGAAGAACUUCUACACUCUCUAUCGAUGCCAUGACUUCCACUUCCGGGUCUACGCAGCAAUGUUCGCAGGUCGAUACGGUGUCUCUCUGGCGACAGUAGAGGGACUGGAACGGACGCUGUUGGACGAUAUCGAAGGUGUGCUGAGACCAAAUGCAGAUUUCUUGGAGGCGUUCUUGGGGAUGAGGGUGCAUGUUUAUGUCAGGUUCGGAAAGUGGAAGGAGUUGGGAGAUAUGAGUAUGCCCGAGGAUGUGGAGUUGUGUAGUGUCACGGCGGCGAUGGUGAGGUACGGGAAGGGAGUUGCGGCGGCUGUGGACGGGGAUCAGAACGAGGCGGUACGGCAGAGGGAGCUUUUUGGAGAAGCCAAAGCGAAGGUCAAGGAGGGGAGGACGUUGUUCAACAACACGGCGAAGGAUCUUUUGAAGGUUGCCGCGGCGAUGUUGGAUGGAGAAGUGGAGUACCGGACGGGAAAUGUCGAGAAGGGACUGGCGAGCUUGAAAAAGGCGGUCGAGUUGAGUGAUCAUCUGCCUUACGAUGAGCCAUGGGGAUGGAUGCAGCCUCCGAGGCAUGCGCUGGGAGCACUGUUGUUGGAGCAGGGAAGGGUGGAAGAGGCCAAGGUGGAAUAUGAGAAGGACUUGGGACUGGACGAGAGCGUGCCUAGGCAGCUGAGGCAUCCGAAUAAUGUCUGGGCGGUUCAUGGGUACGCGGAGUGUUUGAAGAGGAUGGUUGCAGAUGGGAAAGAGGUGGAGAGGGUGGAAGGAGAGCUGAGCGUGCUGAUGAGAAAGGUGGACGUCAAGAUUGGGUCUUCUUGCUUUUGCAGGAAGACGGGAGAAGUGUGA